Ambispora gerdemannii is the source of this 435-nucleotide messenger RNA. The record is from the annotation of a GenBank genome assembly. Lineage: Eukaryota; Fungi; Glomeromycota; Glomeromycetes; Archaeosporales; Ambisporaceae.
AUGCCUAAAAAAGAGUUCGAAAAACGACUAGAACUAUUCAAAAAAGUUUUUCAUCGUAAGUGCUUAUUUUGUGAGGUAAUGAUUGAGGGUAAAGGUUUCCAAGAAAACGAAAGCAAAACAGUCUUAUCACUUUGCGAGUUUUGUUCGAGAAAAUAUGAAGUUGUUGAGGAACUUAAAAAAAAUAAGGAAGCCGACAAGGAGCAAACGCAAGAAAUCGCCAAUUGUUUUUAUGGAAAGUGUUAUUUUUGUAAUGAGGAGACAAUUAAGCGAGGAGUUCACGAACAUUAUUCAUACAGAGAGAUUUUAUUUGGCAAAAAAAUAUUAAGUGAAAUAGAUGCUUGUAAGGCUUGUUUUUCUAGAUAUAAUGCUUUAUGUGAAUUAGAACAACAAAAAUUAGAAAUAACCCAAGCCCAAAUUCAAAUUCCACCCAAAUAA